Messenger RNA from Bombyx mandarina (wild silkworm), 2569 nucleotides. RefSeq names its product coiled-coil domain-containing protein 93 (gene fidipidine). The record is from RefSeq and is a predicted model, not a curated record. Lineage: Eukaryota; Metazoa; Arthropoda; Insecta; Lepidoptera; Bombycidae. Gene Ontology annotation, biological process: Golgi to plasma membrane transport.
AGCUUUUGUUAUAAAAAAUGCGAUACUGUGUGACAGUGUUGUCUUUGCCUGUUCAAUUGACAAAUAAAAAAAUUUAAAGAACAGAAAAUUGACAAAUUGCAGAUGUAAACAAAACAACAGGAAACAAGUAGGUACCGUAUCUAGUUAAUCAUAUUUUAGAGGGCUUUUAAAGUUUCAAAAUAUAAAUACUACAUAGUACUUACCCAAUUUAACACAACAAACAAAUAAAUCAACACGGAAGAUAGGAUGUCGACCAAAUCAAAAAAUAUCUUUAGUAGGAGUAAACCGUUGAUGAAUAUUUACAGUGGUUAUGACGAUGAAGGCAAAGCGGUGGAAGUUAGAGAAGAUGCAGAGCAAUUAGUGAAGUGGCAUGAGAUAUCUGAUGCUCUGGUUGCAGCUGGAUAUUAUCGUGCUCAGCUUCAGGGCCUUUCAGAAUUUGAUAAAAUAGUUGGAGGGCUCACAUGGUGUAUCGAACUAUGUGAUAUUGAUGUUGAUAUAAGUUUAUUAUUUGAAGAAAACCUUACAAUUGGAAAGAAAAUAGCCUUAACAGAGAAAAUUGUAAAAAUAUUACCAUCAAUGCAAUGUCCAUACACAAUAGAACCUCAUCAAAUACAAGGUCUAGAUUUCAUAAAUAUAUUUCCUCUUGUCCAAUGGCUAAUUAAAUACUCCAGUGAAUUCAGGGAGGCUAAGGAGGAUGAACUCAGAAGAUUUGCUGUGUUACAAUAUGAAAAAAAUUACAUAUUUGAAUCGGACAGAGCUAUGUUCUUAAAAAAAGAAAAUUUGUUGAAAACUAUUGUUGCAGUGCAGAACAUGUACAAACCAUGUCGUGUGCGUAAAAGGAAAGGUGGUUUACCGGGGAGUGAGCUGGAACAAGUCAAUGCGACACUCUCUGAAUAUGAUCAGAGAAUGCUGAUGCAUGUAACAACAAAUAAGGACGAUUCUAACAAUGAUGAGGGUCUUGAUUUCUUGUAUGAUUAUGAAAAAACACUUGCUGAUCCUUCUCAGAUUACUACUGAAACAGAUGUAUUCAAAAAGGAUGAACAUACUAUAAUUGAUGAUCCAAACAUGAAAGUCCAUUAUGCGGUAUUGCAUUCUGAACUUACUGGGGAAAUGUCAAAGGAAUUAGAGGAAAGUGAAAAGUUUAAAUAUAGUGAAGAUAUCGAGAAACUUACUAAAGCUAUAGAUGUUAUGCAGAGAGAAGUGGAUGUUCUUAAACAACAACACGAAGCAAGAAUGGAAAAUGCUAAAAAACAGUACAGCAACAAAAUUGGAAAAUUGCAGAAGAUUACAUUAAAAUUGAUGAACACUAAUAAUUAUAGUGAUAAAGAUGUGAAAGAGUUCUACAAAUCACUAAAAGACUUGGGAAAAGAACAGAAUGAGCUUGUGAAAGUAGUUCAGCACAGAGACAGGGUUUACAAGAAAUUAGAAGAAGAACUAAGAACUGCAAAGAGUCCAGAAACCGCAGUGGAGGAGACGCCGCUAACGCCUGAAGAAUUGAAAGAAGUACGCGAGAGAGAAGAGAAGCUGAAGUCGUUUAUCACGACCACGAGGCUUGAGGUCGCCAAGUUGAACCGCGAGGUGGUCCGGUACACGCGCGCCCUCGACGACGUGCCUGGCGCCGCCGAGCUGCUGCAGUACGAGAAGAGAUUUGUCGAGCUGUACAACCAAGUUGCCUCGAAGCACAAGGAAACGAAACAGUACUACAUAUUCUACAACACCCUGUACGAAGUUAAACUGUACACCUCGAAGGAGUUGAGUUUGCACAAUUCGAUUCUGGACAAUUACGAAGAAGCGAUGUCGUCGGUAAGGAAGCGGGAAGAGUUCAUGUCUCAAUUCGAAAAUAUAGUCGAGUGGGUCAAUCAAACUGUGAAGAAAGUCGAGGAUAAGUACAGAGCCGAGAAGGAACGCAAGGCGGAUCUGUACAACGAGUACUCGAGGUUAAUGAAUGUGCAGAGGCAGUACGGCGCCGCCCUCAAGAAGUUGGCUGAAGAAAGACAGAAGAUAACCAGACGCACGCAACCGAAGAAAGAAGUAUAGUCGAUGGGUGUAAUACGUAUGUCCCGCUGCUUCGAUCAUUUUGAAUUUCCUCAAACUUUCCUUCUUUUUUUUUCUACCUAAGCUUGCCUUGAGCCUUGAGAGGCUAAUUCAGCGUAAUCUUAACUAGUAGGUGAGCUCACGGGGAUCAGGAGCAGUGCCUCGCAAAAUAUACCACCGGAUCGGAAACGCGAUCCACUGAGAAGAUUUGGUGAGAAACUCAACGGGCUGUGUCUGUGGGGUAAUUUACACGCCGAGCCCCGAGACGAUGACCGGUGCUUGAGGUACCUAAAAGCACCGUUAGUGGAUCGGGAGGAUCCGAAAUGACGUAUUUUGGGCGACGUCGACCGCUUUCCAUUCUGUCCGCAGGAUCAGGAAUGCAAACUUUCCGACUUCUGUCGCAACCUCACGGGCUAUACGGUCUCGCUCACCGUUCAAGCAUCGAUACGUAUCUAGCGAUGCACCGGUGUUCGAAUCCCGCAGGCGGGUACAAAUUUUUCAAAUGAAAUACGUACUUAUCAAAUGUUCACGAUUG